Messenger RNA from Desarmillaria tabescens, 1550 nucleotides. RefSeq lists its product as uncharacterized. The record is from RefSeq and is a predicted model, not a curated record. The transcript is spliced from 8 exons. Lineage: Eukaryota; Fungi; Basidiomycota; Agaricomycetes; Agaricales; Physalacriaceae. The coding region runs from base 64 to 1344 and encodes 426 amino acids.
CAACUUGCAGGCUGUCUUGUAAGCUGUGGCAACUUCUCACCGUCAUCUCUAUCGACACACAACAUGCCUUCCGACGACGAGGACUACGAAUUAGAAUCAGGCGACGAAAAUCCCGUGGCGUCAUCGUCCAAGUCGACUUCCAAGCGGGCAAAGAAGGAAUCUGAAGAGUACCGUUUAUCCAACGCGCUCAAAGUACCUCGAGCGACGACCUACACUGCGCAGGCUCUCUACGAACAGAUUAUCAGCAAUGACAUUGAUCUUGAUCCUGAGUAUCAACGUGGUGAUGUGUGGACAGAGAGCAAACAAACAGGCCUCAUAGAUUCUAUUUUGCGAAAUUUCUAUAUUCCUCCUGUUAUCUUUGCGGUGAAUCUAUAUGAGGAUGGGACCGAGACGAGGACGUGUAUUGACGGAAAGCAACGGUUGACUUCGAUCCAUCGGUUCAUGGAGGGUCUCAUACCACACCGAGACCACGACACAGCCCGGAAGUAUUGGUACAGGGAUCACCCAGGCGUUCUCCGAAAGCAAAAGAACAUUCUUCCCGAAGCACUCCGGCGCCUCUUUGCGAAUAAACAAAUUGUUUGCGUGGAGUAUUCAGACUUGACGGAUGAAGGUGAACGUGACAUCUUCCAACGCGUUCAGCUAGGCGUGGCGCUGACUGCUGCUGAGAAACUUCAAGCUAUCAGCGGUCCGCGUGUUCAGAUCAUUCGGGAACUACUUGCCACUCAUCCACUUGAUAAUAUACCUUUUGACCGAUCCCGGGCUACUGACUUCCGCUGCUUUGUCACAUUGGCCCAUGCACUGACGAAGUACCCCAAGAUAAACAGCGUUGUCCUCGAGCCGGCUCGGCUUACCAAGUGGUUGAAAUCGGAGGAAGAAGUGUCAGACGCGUUUCGGACCAAGAUGGAGGAGACCCUUGUGCGCAUGGCGGAAGUGAGCGUACCGGAUAAGGGUAAGGAGAAGGUAUCACCAGUUGAGGUGGUGUACAUCGGCGUGCUGGCUAACGCCGUAUCGGACGGACGCGAUCUCUCUGACCUGGUCGCGGAAAUGAGGAACGAUACCAGAGCAGUUUUCAAGAAUUCGAUGAAGUUGAAUGCAGAGGUCGGGAAGCACAUGAUGGAAUUCGUGAAGCGUGUGGAUCCGAACAGGAAGAGGGAAAGAGAGGACGAUGACGGGGAGGAGACGCCGAAGAAGAGAAGAUCGAUAAAGAAUGCCGCUGAAAGCACCAAGAAGUCGAGGGCGCAGCAACAGAUGGAGGACUAUCAGGAAUCGAAGGAAAGGAUCAGGCUGAUAAAGGAGAGUGCGACGUCGAAUCCGCAGAGACUGCCGUCGCCCAUGGUGACAUAAAACUGUUCAACUAGGUAUAUAUGUAUCAACACUUCCACUGUAUACUUACCCGCAGAUACAUUUCAAACCUGCUUUGCACCCAAAACUACAAGACUCAUAUCGACCGUCAUUAUCAAUCACCAUCAGCGUCGGUCCAAUUGCAAACUAAACGCAAAUGGUACGAUGAACAUGAUACCAUGAAUGUAAUUUUCGAACCUUUUUAGCGG